CCGUCGUCGGUCAGUCAGUCAGUUGUCUUAUUUUUCUCGCCGUGAUCGCAAGCAAGUCGGUAACGUACGAACGGUGAAAUAAAAAGCAGUGAGCGUCGUCGUUUUGGAGGAAAAUAAUAAAAAAAAAACAGUGUCCCAUUUAGCCGCAGGAUAACUACUGUUUGUUUUGGAAGUCGACGAGUGUAAUCCGCUGGAAGGGAACUUCAAGCUGAAUUUGUGAAUUUUGUAGCGUUGUUUUGACUUUGGAGAAAAGUGUUCAAUUUGUGUGCGAGAAAUUUCAACUUUUGUAAGAAGAAAAUAUGAGACGUGAGUGCAAUACUGGUGAACUAACAGCAAAUCAAAACCAAAAAUUGCGACUUCAAAAAUACUUAGCCAUCUAUGAGAAAAACAGCUACUAAUAAACUGACUUUAAAUCGGAUUAAAGUGAUAUGCCUAAAGAUUGAAGUGUGCGAAGAUAAGCAGAAGCAGAGGCAAUAUUUUGUUGAAAUACAGUGUUUGAAUUGGUCUCAGUGUAGGUGGAAUUUGUCGAAUCAUCUGCAGUGUGUCAGCUAUUUGAUGAAUUUAGCCGGCUUCAGUUGGAAAAGAUACAGUACUACAGUUCAAAGCGACAUUGAGAAAUCUCGAACCCAAGGGUGAAAGUAGUGUAGCAUCGUAGACUGUUCUACUAGAUAGAGUGUGCUGCCUAGAAAACUAGUCGUUUCUCGGGUUUUUGCCAAAGGAUAUUGCGUAUCAAGAAUUUGUGAGCCGCCGUCGCCGCCACCGCGACUCGAGAUUGGCAAGUGCGAGCGCCACCGUCGUUGCUAGUCCGCGGUCGGAGAAGCAGCAGCAGCAGCAGCAGUGUGCUAGAAAAGAGCGUGUAGGAGAGAAAGAGAGCGAAAACUACUGCUCCGGCUCUAUUCCGUUUUAUGUGUCUACGGCGGAGGGUGGAACGCGCGCGCGGGGAAGGACGUGUGGAUCCGCGGAACGGAGACGUGAACCUCUAAAUAUUUUGGUGUGGAUACAGAAGCGCGUAUAGUGUUGUAGAGUUUUGUGUGACGUCCAAUACCAUCACCGACGGUGGUGGUGAAGCCUACACCAAAGGAAUAAGUUCCCAUGUCCGCGGUUGUUGGGAGCCAGUGAAAGUGAUGAAGCUCUGGAAAAAGUCGCCCUGUGCGGCCAGGAAAGUGUAAGUGAAAAUUGUAUUCUGAUUAAAUGGAGCAAGCAGCUACAAAAUGUAGCUUGGUGUAUAGUUCCUUUGGAGAUUGAGAGGAAAUCCGUUGCGAUUACUGGUGUUUGUGUAUGUGUACGUGUGAUGAAAAGCACCCGAAAUGAAGAAAAAAGUGGCUAGAAGUGAGGUGCUCUUUGCGAAGGGAAGUGGUGGCUGCCAGAGUGACAGCGAAGAAGAUUCAUCGCCGAGAACGAGACAGUGCAACCGAAGCAGUAGUAGUAGUAGUAGUAGUAGAAGUAGUAGUAACAACAACAACAACAGCGGAAGUGCAAAUGAAGAAAUAGUGCAACCGGAAAUGGUGGUAGAGUCCGCGGAAGCAUCAUUUCCCUCGGCAGGGUUGAACAACCUGCUCGAGCAGUUGACGACGAAGCACAAGCAAAAUUACAGGACAGAGUCUUGUCCAGAAGAGUUCGAUGAAGAAGAAUUGGUGGUAGGUCGACGGAAGUGGUGGGGGGCAAAGUGUCAUCAGCAACGGAAUUCUCGGAUAGCAGCAGCUGCUAGCGGAGCAGCAGCAGGAUCGGCGCUGAGGCCAGCCAAACUGGCCUGGCUCUUGAUGACCAGUGUGCUACUGUUUAGCGUACUGGUCGUACCGGUUGCCGUCGUGCAGGGGGACGAAAUCAGGCCAAAUCUUGAGAAGCAAACCAGUAAAGGGGGUGUGUGCGGCAGCGUGGACGUCCGGAAUUCGCCGGCCCAUCUGGACCGGCUCAAGGACUGCGUCGUGGUCGAGGGCUUCGUGCACAUCCUCCUCAUCGACAAGUACGUUGACUCGAGCUUCGAAAACUAUUCCUUCCCCCUGCUGACGGAGAUCACCGAGUAUCUGCUGCUGUUCCGGGUCAACGGGCUGAAAACGCUGCGCCGGCUCUUUCCGAACCUAGCCGUCAUCCGCGGGGAUGUCCUCGUCGGUGACUACGCCAUGGUGAUCUACGAGUUGAUGCACAUCGAGGAAAUCGGUCUGGUCUCGUUGGCCGACAUAACCCGCGGGGGCGUUCGGAUCGAGAAGAAUCCGAAGCUGUGCUUUGCCAACACCAUCGACUGGAAGUCGAUGACCGUGCCCGGAACGACCAACUAUGUCAAGGACAAUCAAAAGGACAACGUAUGCCCAAUCUGCCCAACGGAAACCUCGCUCAUCUUGCCGAACGGAACGCGGAACACGCAAAAGUGCCCCGUAGUAUUUGCCAAGGGUGGCAACAAGGACCACAAAAAGACCCUCUGCUGGAAUGCCAAUAACUGCCAGAACAUCUGCCCGGAGAACUGUCCGAGCAAAUCCUGUUCUACAACGGGGUCUUGCUGUAACGAAACUUGCCUUGGAGGAUGCAGCGGCCCGGACGGGUCCGACUGUGCCGUGUGUCGGCACUUGAGCAUUGACCCGGCGGGUGAGCGUCGAUGCGUGACCAAGUGCCCCGAAGGUAUGUACAAGUACCAUACUCGCUGCGUGUCGUACGAGGAAUGCUACAGCAUGAAGAAACCGAUAACCUUGGACUCGAAUGCGGACCUACCGGACACACCAUUCAUUCCGCACAACGGUACCUGCACGAUGGACUGCCCGUUGGGAUACGAACAAAUAAAGAACGAAACGAAGGUCGAUAAUAAGGCAGUAAUACGCAGAUGGUGCAAGAAGUGCGUUACCGGGAACUGUCCGAAGAAAUGCGAAGGGUCCAGCAUCGAUAACACCCAGAGUGCGCAGUUGUUGAAGGGAUGUGAGAUCAUUACCGGUUCGUUGGAGAUUCAGCUACGCAGUCGCGGAGGAGAAAACAUCGUGAAGGAGCUGGAGAACUUUCUCAGUAGUAUCACGGAGAUCCACGGUUAUCUGAAAAUAGUCCGGUCGUACCCUCUGCUGUCGUUGAGGUUCCUCAAGAAGCUCCGAAUCAUCCACGGCCAUGAGAAAGUUUCGAACUCUACUCUUUACGUGGUUGAGAAUCAGAAUCUACAAGAACUGUUUGACCACAACAACAUCACUAUCGGCGGGGAUAAGAUGUUCUUCUACAACAACCCAAUGCUGUGCACGGACAAGAUCAAGGCGCUGAAGACAACCAAUCCGCACAUCAUGAUUGAAAACGAAGACCAACUUGGAACGAACAACGGCGAUCGAGCGGCUUGUUCAAUAACGACCCUAAGUACAGAACUGAAACUGGUCUCCGUCGAUACGGCACUGAUUGCAUGGGAACCGUUCACAAUGCUGGCCGAUGCCCGGCAGCUACUCGGCUAUGUGUUCUACUACAUCGAGGCACCGGAUAGGAAUGUGACGGUCUUCGACGGGAGGGAUGCCUGCAAUACCGAGGGCUGGCGGUUGGACGACAUCAGCGACGAUAAGGAUACGCUGAAGUUCCUGACGCAGCUGAAACCGUUCACGCAGUACGCGUACUACGUCAAGACGUACACGCUGGCCUCGGAGGGCCUGGGCGGUGAGAGUGUUAUCAAGUAUUUCACCACGGCCCCAGGGACACCAUCCGUCGUGCGGGAAGUGGUGGCCCUCGUCGUCAAGGAUAUGCUGACCGUCAAAUGGCAGCCACCGCUCAAGAUGAACGGUCAGCUACGUGAGUAUGAAGUCUUCGUCGAACUGAACCCGGACGACAACGAGCAGCUGAAGACGCGAAACUAUUGCGAUGAUGCCGAAAAAGUCCGCGAGAUCAUCCCGGAAACGCCAACCAUUCCUCCCACACAAAAGUCAUCGAUGUGUACGGAGGCCCUGUGUCGAAACUAUUGCAAAUCCCCUUCCAGCGGCGAUACCUCCGGAAGCAUCGAUGCCACUGACAAAGAGAACCAGAUCACCUUCGAGGAUCAGCUGCACAAUUACAUCUAUAUCAAAAAUCCUACCGUCAUCAACGACAAACAGACCCGCCGGAAACGUAGCAGCAGUAUUCUAUUCCCGAUUAACACCGAGAGCAAGAAGAACGUUACCACCGAUCGGCGCACGGAGAAGGUCCCCGGGGAGCAUUACUACCGAUACAUGUUCAACGUCACGAACGAUAGCACCAUCUCCUUCCCGCUGAACUUCUUCAAUCAUUACUCGAUGUAUGUGGUUAAAAUCCGGGCCUGUCGCUACCCGGGUGUAGCGCCGGCCCCCAACGUUAAAUUGGUAGACGUUGAAGAUGCCUGCGGAAACGAGGUGAUUGCGAACGUCCGUACACCGAAGAAACCCGGUGCCGAUGACAUUCCGCCGGAUUCGAUCCUGGUGGAGGAGCAGUCGAACAACACGCAGCGGGUCAUCAAGGUGCAGUGGAGGGAACCGGCCAAACCGAAUGGUCCAAUCGUCAAAUUUUCGGUCAAGUAUCAACGGGUUGAUCUGGACUCGGUUUCAGCUACGGAGAAAUGCAUACCCUAUUCGGAGUUCAACAACAGUGGGUUUACUUUCCUCUCCAAGCUGGAACCGGGCAACUACAGUAUCCGGGUGAUGGCCACCACAAUUGCCGGAGAUGGGGCCUACUCGGCUGCUCGCUACGUGUAUCUCAAGAAGGACGACAGCGAGAGUUCGACUAUGAUUUUGUUGGUGUGUUUGGCCAUUGUGUUUGUGUUUUUCAUCGCGAGCUUGCUGUUUUACUUUUACAAGUAUCAUUACGCACCGAAGCAGAUUCGUAUGUACCCGGAUGUCAAUCCGGACUAUGCCGGAGUUAUAUACAAGGUUGACGAAUGGGAAGUCGAGCGGCACCAUAUUCUUCAACUGGAGGAACUCGGCCAAGGCUCUUUCGGUAUGGUCUACAAGGGAAUUCUGUCACAGCGGAAUGGCGAGAGUUGUAACCUACCGUGCGCUAUCAAAACGGUCAACGAAAGUGCCACAGCCAGGGAGAAGGACAGCUUCCUGAUGGAGGCCUCCGUGAUGAAACAAUUCCACACGCAUCACGUCGUUCGGUUGCUCGGUGUCGUCUCGCAGGGUGAUCCCACGUUGGUCAUCAUGGAACUUAUGGUGAACGGAGAUCUGAAGAGCUACCUCCGGCGGCACCGGCCGGACUACGAAAACGGCAAUGAACCGUCUCCGCAGCCACCGACACUGAAGGCAAUCAUUCAGAUGGCCAUCGAGAUUGCCGAUGGAAUGGCCUACCUGUCGGCGAAAAAGUUUGUUCAUCGGGAUCUGGCCGCCCGAAACUGUAUGGUUGCCGAAGAUAUGACGGUCAAGAUCGGAGACUUCGGUAUGACCAGGGAUAUCUACGAAACAGACUACUACCGAAAGGGUACCAAGGGCUUCCUUCCGGUACGAUGGAUGUCACCGGAGAGCUUGAAAGAUGGCGUCUUCAGCAGCAGUAGUGAUGUGUUCAGCUACGGUGUUGUCAUGUGGGAAAUGGCCACCCUUGCCUCGCAGCCAUACCAGGGCCUCACCAACGAUCAAGUGCUGCGGUACGUCAUCGAAGGUGGCGUCAUGGAGCGACCGGAAAACUGCCCGGACAGUCUGUACGAGCUAAUGCGCCGCUGUUGGCAGCAUCGACCGACGGCACGGCCCACCUUCAUCGAAAUCAUCAGCCUACUCCUGCCGGACGCGAGCCCCCGGUUCCUUGAGGUAUCCUUCUACAAUUCACAGGAUGCGCUGGAUAUGGCACCUGUGCUGCAUCAAAUAAUCAUGGACGAUGUUACCACGCCGCUGCAUCCGGGCGGUGACCACGACGAGGAGGACGAGGACGACGACCGGGACGGCGAGGAGGAGGCGAUGCACGUCGGUGACGUUGGCACCGAUGACGAGUUUUCGAUGGAGAUGACCAACAGUCACCUGGUGCGGAACAACGGCCCGAUGGCCACGAUCCGUUCGCCGCACUCGCCACUAAGUGAACAAUUUGGUAACCGAUUUAACUGUGAUCCAUUAGCCAUAUCAUAUCAUAGUAGAGAUAUUGAUGAUACCAUAGCCGAAGAAGAGGAACCACUGGAGGACGAGGAAGAGGAUGUUGAUAAUGAUGACAAGGUGGAGUACGUGACCGAGAACGGAAACGGUCUCGCAUCGCUCGCGGGAAGAUCAGCAGCGAAGGCAGAAACGGGAGGAGGGGGAGACCAGCUCGAGGCCAGUUCUCGGGAUAGUCGCAGUGCCAGCAGGAUUCGGGAGUUGGGCCCAAGCGGUACCAACGGUCGGGGUAAAUCGCGAAGUGUCAGUCCCGGCAACCAUGGUGUAGCACAAAACAGAAGGAGGAGAAGCGGUAGCAGUGAGGUAAUUGGUAGUAUGCAACGGCAUGACUACGUGAACAGUGGAGUCAUGUUCGAAGAUGGUACCCCCGGUGGUGGUAGCAGCAGUAGUGGUAGUGGUGUCAGAUUCGGCGGUUCUGCGCAGGCGAUUCUACCGCCACCGCAAAAGAAGCAAAAGUCCUACAAUAGACAACUGUUGAUCGAUUUAGACUCGGAUCCCUACGGGAAGGAGUUUGAUGCGAUCAGUACCGAUAGAAGCAGAAUUUCGGCAGCAGGUAGUAGAACCAACGGACGCGCCGUUUCCUCAAAGUGGCAGCAGCAACCGGACGGUAGAAAAGAGUCCGUUCCGCCUCGGUUGAGGAACGGAUUCGUCGACAAUGCUGUUGCAUGGUCCCCGCUAACGGGAUCAAUGGGUGACGAUUCAGGGAACAAGACGCCGUUCGCGAAGAAUCCAUAAAAAAAAAGUAUAACAAAUGUUAAACAGUUCCGGGUGUUCGCCGGUAGAUGGCGACACGCAAAAACAAGCAACAAACAGUUCCAACGAGCUCGACCGGCGGAAGGUGACGGCGAACUCAAAACUAUAAAAUGAUACAGGCUAGCCUUAGGCACACUCGCAUUGAUGCGCCAUAGACAGCAAAGAAAGUAAACACAAGAGUAUUCAAAAUGGGAAUGAAAAUCCUUUUUUUAACCAGUUUAAAUUUUAGAAAGCAUCCAACAUACUCACUCACAAGUCACAAACAAACACAUACUACAAUCACACACUCACACAAACACCUCCAAAAAAAACGAAACUGCACUAACACUUAGAUAGGUAACCCCUUUGUCGUCGUUUUGUUUUUGUUUUAAGAUUGGUUCAAUAUUUAGGAUUACCACGCAGCAAUACCGCACACACACACACAAACACAAACACAUACAUUCAACCAAAAGAGGCUAAAACAAACCAUGAAUAAUUGAAAAAAAAAUGUAAUAAAAACGAGCUCACUGAUUCUCCUUCUAACACAAGCCACCCGCCUUCUAUCCUGCUCUUUUCUUUCCGUUUACUCUCGCACAUACUCACACAGACACAUACAAAAAAACGCGAACCCCUCGGCUCCUAUUUAUCUAUUAUUAUUAUGAUUAUUAUUAUUAUCAUUAUUAUUAUUAUUACUACAACAAUUAUUAUUAUUAUUAACACAUUACUUCAGGUGUGCUUAGAAACAAACAAUAGGCAGGACGCUCCUUUUGACAUUCGAAAGAUUUCCAAUCCAGGCAGAUAAAUUACUAUUUAUUUACCCUAUUUCUUUUUCGUUUCUGAUAUCCGAUAGUGGUUGUAUUUAUUGAAAAGAUGCGCGUGGAAAACAUUCACCCUGCAACUGCACCGCAAAAAGUUGCGCAUGAAUAGUAGUAUAUGUAGGUACUAUCGAUCUAUUUUUUUUUUUCUUCUUCUUUCUGAUCGAAACAAAGCAAACACAGACUGACAGACAGCUAAAGCAAUAUAGAGAGGUAUCAUAUGUUUUAUUUAGUUUUUUUGCUCGUUCGAUUUUUGUUUGUUUGUUUUAAUUUACAUCCCACCAGCAACUGAGCAAAAGCAACAUACGAGAAACACGUUAGAGGAAAUGUAGAAAGAACAACAAUCAUUUAUUUAACAAAACAAACACAAACAGCAAGAAGACGGCACCAUUAUAAAUGUCUUCUAGUUUAUAGGUUAAGUUCGGAUGCGAAUAGAGCAGGUGUGUGUGUGUGACAGCAAGCGAGAGAGAGAGAUUAACAGAGUUGAUUUGGCGUUUACUAGGUUGUAGAAAAUAAGUUAAGAGAAAGAGAGAAAUCAAUUGUAGCUAGCGAAAAAUGUAUAAAUAUACCUACCAACCAACUGGCAACCAGAUUCAUAGGCAAAAGGAACAUUGGAACAAGCAUAGUAAACGAAAUGAGAGGUAAAGAAAUGAGAGUAAGUUUAAUAGAAGCAGACAAACAAAGACACACACAACACAGAGAUAUGACCAGUGGUGCGAUCUAACUGAAGUGGAUUGCGUUGCCUUUCAGGUAAGAGGGCGUAUCACGAAGACUGGGAACUCUUUUGAGGUUGGCAUCCGCGCUAUCCAACUCGUUCGCACCUGGCACCUUUGAGCGGUAGAUGAUGUUCAGACAUUUCCAAUCGAACCGUCAAAAUGCACCGUUUUACUCGAUUGGAACAACUUUUUUUCAACAUGUUACAAGGUUUUCUUGAUGGCAUAUUUCUUGUUGGCAAUUAUUAUAACGUGUUGUAAGGGCUCUACUGU
Molecule: messenger RNA, 8562 nt
Organism: Ochlerotatus camptorhynchus
Lineage: Eukaryota; Metazoa; Arthropoda; Insecta; Diptera; Culicidae
Product: insulin-like receptor
Exons: 17
Coding region: 1308-6764 (1818 amino acids)
Biological process (GO): protein phosphorylation; positive regulation of kinase activity; cell surface receptor protein tyrosine kinase signaling pathway
Cellular component (GO): signaling receptor complex; plasma membrane
Molecular function (GO): transmembrane receptor protein tyrosine kinase activity; ATP binding; protein binding
Source: RefSeq, a predicted model, not a curated record